Molecule: messenger RNA, 1242 nt
Organism: Fragaria vesca subsp. vesca
Lineage: Eukaryota; Viridiplantae; Streptophyta; Magnoliopsida; Rosales; Rosaceae
Product: WD repeat-containing protein 18-like
Exons: 1
Coding region: 1-1242 (413 amino acids)
Biological process (GO): DNA-templated DNA replication; rRNA processing
Cellular component (GO): nuclear pre-replicative complex
Molecular function (GO): protein binding
Source: RefSeq, a predicted model, not a curated record
AUGUCUUCUUCUUCCCCUGAAAUUGUCCUGACCAGCUCUCCGGAUGGCCCCAUUGUUGCCUAUGAUGUAUCCGCAGGAACCAUUGUAGCACAGUUCACCGGCAGCCGCUCACCGCGACGAGGCCUUACUGUUGUUGGAAAGGAUUUUGGAAAGAGUUACAUCGCUGCCUCACACAUAUCCCCAACCACGGGUUGUGGUUCAAUCCACCUUUACAAAUGGUGGUCUUCGACUGCCUUUCACAACCUCCCUCUCCCCGAACCGGUUGCACCACUAGCUGCCUCAUUUGAUGGCUUGUACCUCUUUGCUGGUGGCAUAUCAGGCAGUGUGCAUACACUUUCAGUCCCAUCAGGGAAUGUGCUUAAAUCACUGCCUACACAUAACAAGCCUGUGACCUGCGUUGGUGUCAAUCAUGACGAGUCUCUUCUGAUUUCUGGCAGUGAUGAUGGAACCAUCGCUAUUGUCCCUAUCUUUCGGCUUGUAGGGGACUCGGAAUGUGAGAAUGUUGAAGACAUAAUAUUGCACAAGUUUGCUGCUCAUUCUGAUUCUGUCACUGCCAUUGUCUCUGGUUCAGGAUUAUGCUACUCACAGAUUAUCUCAUGCUCAGCGGAUUCCACAUGCAAGUUCUGGAGUCUCCGGAGGGGAACCCACCUGCGUACAGUUGUGUUUCCCUGCACGAUUUCUGGGAUUGCAUUACACCCCACAGAGCCCGAGUUCUAUGCUGCAGGGUCGGAUGGUUCGGUAUACAUAGGAUCCUUUAUGGUUGGAAGCAGAAAAAAUGUAAUCCAAGGCAGUGAACUGAUGACAUUUCCUCAUAAGCACCGUGGUGCAGUUGUAUCUGCUGUUCUGGUAAACGCAGGAAGGAACAUGGUUUCGGCUUCAGAAGAUGGGAUUGUUUUGAUUUGGGAUGUUGGUGAAGGUCAGGUGAUUAUGGCUUUUGGAAAUGAGAUGUCAAGCAUUAGUGAUUUGGUGUCUGCAACAGGGAUAAGUUAUAACAAAGGGCAUAGUUCUGCGGUGGGUAAAAAUGUUGCUACAGAGUGUGAUAUUGCGCUCUCUUGCGAAGAACUGAUCAAGACUAUGCCUGUAAGGCAGAUGAUAGAAAUGGAAGAUCUGUUGAAAGUGGCAGCAGAAGAUCGGAGCAGAGCCAUCGAUACACUUGAAUCUGCUAUUGCAAUAUAUGAAAAGCUCCUGGAACUCAUUCUCAAUGAAGCUAAGAAAUGCACUCUCAGCAGUAAACAGAGGUGA